UGCGGGAGCGGCGCUGAGGCGAGCGCGGCGCCCGUUCCUCCCGGCGCGGCUUCGCUCUCCCUCCUCCCCUUUCUCCCCUCCCUCCUUCCCUCCCUCGCCCUUCCCGCUCCCUUUCCCGGCGGCGGGGGGGGUUCUCCCGGCCUCGGUGGAGGCGGCGAUGGGGAUGGCCGGGUUCUUGUCGCUGCGCUGCCGCGCCGGCUGCUGACCCCGCACCGCCCGCGUCUCCCGCGGACACCCCGCGCCAGAAAACACCAACAAGGAUAACUUGAAAGGCUGUUGAGCACUUCAAUCCCUUGACUGUGCCCCGAGCAGCCAGGAUGUCGGGGGCCUCGGUGAAGGUGGCUGUCCGGGUCCGGCCCUUCAACUCCCGGGAAACCAGCAAGGAGUCCAAAUGUAUCAUCCAGAUGCAAGGCAAUUCAACCAGUAUUAUCAACCCAAAGAACCCUAAGGAAGCACCAAAGUCCUUCAGCUUUGACUACUCUUAUUGGUCCCACACAUCGCCUGAAGAUCCCUGCUUUGCAUCCCAGAGCCGUGUGUACAAUGACAUCGGGAAGGAGAUGCUCCUGCACGCCUUCGAGGGCUACAACGUCUGCAUCUUUGCCUACGGGCAGACUGGGGCUGGGAAAUCCUACACCAUGAUGGGCAAGCAGGAGGAGAGCCAAGCAGGCAUCAUCCCCCAGCUGUGUGAGGAGCUGUUUGAGAAAAUCAAUGACAACAGCAAUGAAGAAAUGUCAUAUUCUGUAGAGGUGAGUUACAUGGAGAUUUACUGUGAGAGAGUCAGGGACUUGCUGAACCCGAAGAACAAGGGCAAUCUGCGGGUGCGAGAACAUCCUCUCCUUGGGCCCUACGUGGAGGAUCUGUCCAAGCUGGCAGUGACAUCCUACACAGACAUUGCAGACCUCAUGGAUGCUGGGAACAAAGCCAGGACUGUGGCAGCCACCAACAUGAACGAAACCAGCAGCCGCUCCCACGCUGUGUUUACAAUUGUCUUCACUCAGAAGAAACACGACACAGAGACUGAUCUUUCCACAGAGAAGGUCAGCAAGAUCAGCCUGGUGGAUCUGGCUGGGAGUGAGAGAGCUGACUCCACUGGUGCCAAAGGAACCCGGCUAAAGGAAGGAGCAAAUAUAAACAAGUCCCUCACAACUCUGGGCAAAGUUAUUUCAGCGCUGGCUGAAGUGAGUAAAAAAAAGAAGAAGACAGACUUUAUACCCUACAGGGAUUCUGUACUAACGUGGCUUCUCCGGGAAAAUCUAGGUGGUAACUCCAGAACUGCAAUGGUUGCUGCUCUCAGUCCAGCAGACAUAAACUAUGAUGAAACUCUGAGCACUUUAAGAUACGCCGACCGCGCCAAGCAGAUCAAGUGCAACGCCGUCAUCAACGAGGACCCCAACGCCAAGCUGGUGAGGGAGCUGAAGGAGGAGGUGACGAGGCUGAAGGAUCUCCUGCGUGCUCAAGGGCUGGGAGAUAUUAUCGACACCUCCAUGGGGUCCCUCACUGCAUCUCCAUCCUCCUGCUCUCUCAGUAGUCAGGUGGGCUUAACAUCUGUGUCCAGUAUACAGGAAAGAAUCAUGUCCACACCUGGAGGAGAGGAGGCCAUUGAGCGUUUGAAGGAAUCUGAGAAGAUCAUUGCAGAGCUCAAUGAGACAUGGGAAGAGAAACUGAGGAAAACUGAGGCCAUUAGGAUGGAAAGGGAGGCCUUGCUGGCAGAAAUGGGAGUUGCCAUUCGGGAAGAUGGAGGAACCCUGGGAGUCUUCUCACCUAAAAAGACUCCUCAUCUUGUGAACCUUAAUGAAGACCCGCUCAUGUCUGAGUGUCUGCUCUACUACAUCAAAGACGGCAUCACGAGGGUCGGCCAAGCUGAUGCUGAGCGAAGGCAGGACAUUGUCCUGAGCGGGGCCCAUAUCAAGGAGGAGCACUGCAUCUUCAGGAGUGAGAGGAACAACAAUGGGGAAGUUAUUGUUACUUUGGAGCCUUGUGAACGAUCAGAAACCUACGUGAAUGGCAAGAGGGUGGUGCAGCCCGUGCAGCUGCGCUCAGGAAAUCGGAUCAUCAUGGGUAAAAAUCAUGUCUUCAGAUUCAACCACCCAGAGCAAGCACGGGCAGAAAGAGAGAAAACACCCUCAGCUGAGACUCCCUCGGAGCCAGUUGACUGGACAUUUGCUCAGAGGGAGCUCCUGGAGAAGCAGGGCAUUGACAUGAAGCAGGAGAUGGAGAAAAGAUUACAAGAAAUGGAGAUUUUAUAUAAGAAAGAGAAGGAGGAGGCUGAUCUCUUGUUGGAGCAGCAAAGACUGGAUGCAGACUCUGAUAGUGGGGAUGAUUCGGACAAGAGAUCGUGUGAGGAGAGUUGGAGACUGAUCACUUCCCUGAGAGAGAAGCUGCCCCCCAGCAAGCUCCAAACCAUUGUAAAAAAGUGUGGCCUCCCCAGCAGUGGGAAGAAACGAGAACCCAUUAAAAUGUACCAGAUCCCCCAACGGCGACGCCUUAGCAAAGACUCCAAAUGGGUCACCAUCUCAGACCUAAAGAUUCAGGCUGUGAAGGAGAUUUGCUAUGAGGUAGCACUCAAUGACUUCAGGCACACUAGGCAGGAGAUUGAGGCCCUGGCCAUUGUUAAAAUGAAGGAGCUUUGUGCCAUGUAUGGGAAAAAAGAUCCCAACGAGCGCGAAUCGUGGCGAGCCGUCGCCCGGGAUGUCUGGGACACGGUGGGAGUUGGAGAUGAGAAGAUCGAAGACGUGAUGGCCAACGGUAAAGGAAUAACCGAUGUGGACGACCUAAAGGUGCACAUAGACAAAUUGGAAGAUAUUUUGCAAGAGGUGAAGAAGCAGAACAACAUGAAGGACGAAGAGAUCAAAGUUCUCAGAAAUAAGAUGCUAAAAAUGGAGAAGGUUUUACCCCUGAUAGGGUCUCCAGAGAAAGCUCAGUCCACCAUAGCUAAUGCCAAGUCUCCAAACUCUGCCAGCACGGUGGACGUGGAUAAGAAGCCCGUGGAUGACUCAAAGAGAAGCGAGAACGAUGAUCUUGCCAAGGAGGAACGUGUUUCUCAGCUGAUGGCAGGUGACCCGGCUUUCAGACGCGGGCGCUUACGUUGGAUGAGGCAGGAACAGAUUCGGUUCAAAAACCUGCAGCAGCAGGAAAUAGCGAAGCAGCUGCGCCGGCAAAACAUGCCCCACCGAUUUAUCCCGCCCGAAAACCGCAAACCCCGCUUCCCUUUCAAGAGCAAUCCCAAACAUAGGAACUCCUGGAGCCCGGGCACCCACAUCAUUAUCACCGAGGACGAAGUUAUCGAGGUCCGGAUCCCGAAGGAAGACGAUAAGAGCAAAGAUGAAGGCAAAGAGAAGGAAAGCAAAGCUGCUCCUAAAGACCCGCAGCAGCUGUGGAGUCUUUAUGGCCCCCAGAGGAGCCAGGAUAACAUCCAGAUUAACAGGCAGCAGCUGAGCACACAGCCCCAGCCCCAGCCCAGCCAGCAGCAGCCGUCGCCUCAGCUGCGCUGGAGGAGCAACUCCCUCAACAACGGCUCCCAAAAAAGCUUGAGGCGCCAGAGCUCGGGCUCGUCGGAGUCGCUGCACUGCCCCGGCGGGCAGCAGAGCCCGGACCUGCAGACUUUCCAGCAGAAGCGCCACGUGCACCAGCACCGCCAGCCCUACGGCCACGGCGGCGCCGACGGGGCCCCCCCGAAACCGCCCGAGCGCCACAACCACUGUCACCAGUUUGUGACGCCCCCGCGCAUGCGGCGCCAGUUCUCGGCCCCCAACCUCAAAGCGGGCAGAGAGACCACCGUAUGAUCAGGGGGGCAGAGCAGGCUGGGCGAGGAGGGAGCGGGGGCAAUCCUGGCUGGAGGUUGGGGAGCAGCCAGGAUUGGCCCUGCUGGACUCGGGGCUUUGCUGGGCCGGGGAGAGCUCGAGUAACUCCCCCCAAAACACGGGGGCCCGGCCCCGCGGCCCCUGCAUGUGACUUGCCUUGCGGUUGUAACAGCGUUGAUUGGAAGGAUGUUCGGGGAAAAAAAAAUUGUAAGAACUUUUUUUGUCAUAGACUAGAAGACUUGGAGGGAGGGAUGUGGAGGGGAGAACUUCCCUGCUAGCUCAUUUACCAAUUUCUUUUUUUCGUGCGUGUGUCUUGAAGUAUUUUUCUAAUGCCGAAAACAUUGUCUGGAACUUACCAAGUGCUUCCUUCCUCCCGUGUUUUACGUAGACAAUCAAAAGAGGAAUUUAGUUUCUAGCAUUGAAUGUUUCUUGUGACCUUUUUCUCAGCAACGAGGAAACUGAGCAUCUGUUUUUAAAGUUGAUCUGGCUCUUCAGAACAAUAUUUUCCACUCUUAACUCAAAUUUUUAAUAGUGAUAAUAAUCUAUAAACCAAAAGUUGUCGGCUGACAAGAUAUGUGGCUUUUUUUAUAGAGAAAUUAUGAAGAGCUAUUGGGUCACAACAGUCCUACUCCCUGAGUAGAUGUCUCUUCUUCUGCUUAAGUUCAUAAUUAUUGGUAUGAAAUUGCUGUGACAGUUAAACCUGCCUGAACGGAAGUUUAUGUCAGAAUAUAUAUAUAUUGCUGAAGCAAUACUUUGGAAAUAAGCUUUUUCUAAUUCCCAUUGUAUCUCUAAAUAUGAUAGUUUUUAAUUAUUAUACUGAGAUUGUGGAAAGGAACUAGGAUUUUUCAACACUCUGGUGCACUCAAAAAGCUAAUUCUUUUAUGUUUUCAGUUUUCUCGGGCGUGAGUCUGGGAGAUGUUUUUGAAAUAGUUAUUCUUAUGAAGAUUUAUAGAUCACUACUUUGUAUUGGCUGAAUUCUCCUGUAAGAUGGGAGAAUUGAACUGUUUCAUCUUAAUGUGAUACCUCAUGUUAGUGCCUCUGGUCUUGGAUUAAACCCUAAUUCAAGACUUGUUUAAUAAAGGAGAAGGUUGCUUUGAGGAGAAAAUAAGAUUAAUUUUCCUUCUCCCCACACUCCAAAUGCAAGUUACUGAAGAACUGUUGAUUAAGGAAUAGGCUUUGGGGUUUUAUGUCAAUUGGAGAAUCCCAAUCUUAAUUACACAGGUGUUUUAUCUGAGUUUCUUGAAGUGCAAGACAAAGUUGCACUUACCUUUGAAAAUCUGUGGCCUUAACCAUAAGCCAAUCUAAAUCUCUGAGGACUUAUUUAGCUAUUAAAUUUAACUUGAAUAAGAUUUUAAAACCACAACUGGCCACUUACUUUUGGUAAGGUAGGUCCACUUUGCAGUGUAUUUGUGCUGUUUUGCACAAGUAUCCUGAAUUUACUUGAGGUUGCUUAUUUUUUUAUGAGAUAUAAGCCCUACUGGUAACUGUUACUUGUGUGUGGUUCAGCAUAGCUGUAGGUGAGUGGCAAGUGCCUUAAGCUUAUUUUCCAUCCUUUUUUUUUUUUGUCCUAUCCUACUUUUCCCUGCCUCAGCUGUGCAUGUUGUAGGUGCUGGUUGUUCCUUGGCAGCCACUGCACCAUUUACAUAUCGAUUAAUCAAGUGUCAGCUCUUAAUUCCCUGCACAUGUUUUACUGAGGGGAUACUGGCCCCUGAUGUAGGAGAUACAAAGUCAGUCCUCCAACUCCUAAAAGAACGAACUGGUCCCAGACUUGGGAGGUUUUUUUAACAGCAGGUUUAUUUUUGUGUCCAAACCUGGCUUUGUAACUUGCAUUUUGUCUCGUGCUUUGGCCUACUUGAACGAAGGAAAUAAAGCAUCAUGUCCAAAAAUGUCUUGGUUCUUCAAGAAAUGAAGGCUUGCAGAUGAGCAAUACUUCCUCUGAGCUUGAGUCAGAACUGCCAAAUGAGUUUGGGGCUGCAAAUAAUAUUCUGCUGUUGCCUUUAUUUUAGAAUCCUGUUUUAGCAGCGCAUUGCACUUCGGUUUUGUGCAUGUCAAGGGUCAUGGGUUCUUUUAUAUCCUCAUAAAGGCUUGGACUCAUGCUUGGGAAAACCCUCUCAGUUCUAUAGGAAUACAGGAGCCAAGCAGAGUCAGCCUGCCCAGGACAGGCCGUGGGAGAGAAAACCAAACCCAUUUUAUCUCAUGUCCCACUUUGGGGAGGGUUGGGGCUGCCUGGAUGAAAUCACCACGUGAUUGAGCAUGGAGUGAUUCUGAAAUCCAUGGAACUACUCGUACUGACAUGAGAUUAAAAACUCCUGCUACUUGGUACCUUAAUGCUAGACACUAAAAUGUUUGUGCCAAACCUAUUUCAGCUUAAAAACCUGAGAAGAACUCUCUGUGAAUGCCUGGGUGGUGCUGGUGAGCAAUAGGUUGCCAUCAGUCUGUCUCACCCCACCGUUAAUGCAACACUAGAAGAACAACCCUGCUUGUUCUGUUGUAUGAUUUGACAAAACAGAAAAAGGACAGUCAGUGUCAGAAUGGAGUCCUGUCUGCUCUGAGGAAGCAGCCUUUUUUCCCCUGUUUUUUUAGGAGGAUAUUUAAGAAUCUGAUAUUAAUUAACAGUGCAGUGCCUCAUCAGAUAAGGGAAGCAGUGUGAGAACUGUGGAUCUCCUUGCACUCCUCAGAAACACACCCAGCUCUCACUCCAACCCCCUGGUAAUGGAGUUAAUGAACGGUGAGACAGCUGCUUCCAUACAAUCUGUGUGAAAAGGCUUUCAGGUUAAUGGCAAUGUGGCAGCCAGGGGGGAAGUGCUGUUCUCCCAAGCUGAGCUGCCUUGCCAAGUGCUCUGGCAGCUGGCUGGGAUCCACCUGUGCCUUAGUGAUGGCUCUGAAACCAUCCUUUAGGACUCACUUAGGACCUGUGGGUUUGGGGGUGGGUGAAAUGCACCUCAGUAACACUCCUCAGAUCCACUCCAACAUCCCUUCUCGAGCCAUCUCAAUUUAGGGAUCUGCCAAAUUAGGGGAUGUUAUUUUUAUCAGUUCAUUCAGCAUAGUUUCAAUAUCUCCCUCACUGUUUGUCCUUUAUAUGUUGAAAUUUGUUCUUUAUAUGUUGAAAUUUUUCUUGGCUACUUCCCAUUGAAUCACUCCAGGAGCUGCCACAUGAGAAAUCAAUGCUGUGUAACCAUUUGUACUGUAAAGAAAGCAGUGAGCUGCCUUUGAAUUAAAUGGGAUUUUCAGAUCUGUCUAUUGUUUAGGAAAAAAAACCAAGUUUUGGAUUGUCUUAAGAGCAAGCAUCUGCCUUGUGAAAAGCAGAACUGGUUUGUAUUGUAACAAGUGCUCUUUCAAUAAACUAUGAAAUACUCUUGUAA
Molecule: messenger RNA, 7162 nt
Organism: Pseudopipra pipra
Lineage: Eukaryota; Metazoa; Chordata; Aves; Passeriformes; Pipridae
Gene: KIF1B
Product: kinesin family member 1B
Exons: 21
Coding region: 318-3782 (1154 amino acids)
Biological process (GO): microtubule-based movement
Molecular function (GO): microtubule motor activity; microtubule binding; ATP binding
Source: RefSeq, a predicted model, not a curated record